AUGUCUAGUAAAGAUCCCAACACUUCAAUAAAUCAUGUCGAUUUAAAAACUAUUCAACAACGUUUGGAUGAAUUAAGACUGGAAUUAAGAAAAAAGAAGCAGUGUCACAAAUUGGGUACUACAGUAACUUUACCUUCUUCUAGUUCUUCAAAUUCUAUUUCUAGUACACCUAGUCAAAAAACUCUUUGGAAGACAAAAGAUAGUAAGCUUCAAAAGGAAAUUCUCCAAUUGGAAUCUGAAAUUAUUGAACUAGAAAAAUAUUUAAAAGAAGAAGGAGAUGAAUCUUUACUUCUGCAGUCUAAAACUGUAGGUAAAGAAAUUGAUGAAGAGGCUAAGAUCACUGUUGCUAAUGAAAUAACCGACAAAUCAAAAGCAACAGUAGCCAGAGAAAUUGAUGAAGACUCUAAACUUACCGUUGCCAAUGAAAUUAGAGAUCAUAUUCAUACCACUGUAGGAGAUGAAGUUAGAGGGAGAUCAAACUUUGCUGUCUCCAAUGGAAGCAGAGUAAAGUCUUCUUAUAAUAGACGACCAAAGACGGUAGCAGAAGAAAUUAGUGGAUAG
This is a messenger RNA of Henningerozyma blattae CBS 6284, 561 nucleotides long. RefSeq lists its product as uncharacterized. The coding region runs from base 1 to 561 and encodes 186 amino acids. NCBI's taxonomy places the organism in Eukaryota, Fungi, Ascomycota, Saccharomycetes, Saccharomycetales, Saccharomycetaceae. The record is from RefSeq and is a predicted model, not a curated record. The transcript has a single exon.